GCGUUAGCCUUUGAGUGGAUUGGGUCUUAUUGUUUGUUAUCUUCAAUGUUAAACUAGCUGUCUACUUUUUUGGGACAUGACUUGCGACUUGAUCAAGUUAAUAUCGCUCUAUAUUAGUCGUUACCUUUACAUAGGAAUGGAGGAUUUCUUUACACUAACGGCUGCAAUGCAUAUUGACUUUGUUGUGUUCCCGACUCUCAAAUUUUAGAGGAGGGAACUUCCAGAAAUAGUUGCUUCCACCCAAACAUUGGUUUAAAUAUUUGCCCCUGUAAAAUCUGGAGUUUGUUAGACCUUAUUUCUGAACGCAGGUUUGGCAAAGUGUCAAGACUACUUAGAUCUAUAUCAGGCACGGUGUCAAUCGCAGUAGACUCUCGAUAGCAUAGACACAAACCGGCUCGUUGAUGGCCCCUGCCACGGGCUCGUUUUGUACUUGGGAAAGAGUUGAAUCAUUGGCCGUUAACUUGAAAAUAGUUUAUUUUCUUCCAGUUAUUUAAGAGGUCUUAGUUAUAGGUAGUCAGAACAGCUUGACUCAGGCAGAUAGUUUACAUUGAAUACGAAAUACUUUGGCUUCUAACAACUUUGUCAGGAAUAAUGGUCCUUAUAAAAACAGAUCAAGACCAUUAGCUGAUUGACAUUGGGGCCAGAAGGAUGGUUCACAGAAUGUUUCUUGCCGAGCCCCAGUAAAACCUUAACACCAGCUUGGAUGCUAGAAGUGGCACUCUGUGGCCGGGAUCGUCUACAGUGCCUCGAGGUUCUGUACGCGAAGUAUGCUGGCCCAUAAUGGACUGGCUCUCAUCACUGAAAAGCUCCAGAACCAGCGCCUGGAAGAAUCCUCUCAGAGUACCAACAUUAGUUGUAGCAGUAAGUCACCGCAGGAGAGUACAGCCAAAGCACCAUGUCAGUCAGAACCUAACAAGCUAGCCAUUAAAGGCACCAAUGUGUGGGCACUAUCCUUGGAGUCAGAACGCCUUUCUAGACAUGAGUUCAGUUCUCCUGAUAGCAAAACUGGACUUCGGGCACCUGACAAGAUUCAAACCUCCAAUAUAUGUCGGCACAAAAAGUUUCCCACCUCUGGUCAGAUCUGUGAUAUUGCACCCGGAACACCAUCAGCGCCGCCCAAAAAAAAGCAUUGCAGAUCAUUGUCUGUUCCAGCUGAUGGUCUGGUUGUCUAUCCCACCACAUCAAAAGAGUCAAGUAAAAUAUGGAAACCUAUCGCUGUGAUUCCUCGCAGCAACAAUAACUUUCCUGAGAAAGAUAGAAACAGUCUGCCUGUGUUCUCUAGUGAAGCUGGCACAUGGCUGCCAACUAAAUCCUCAGGUUUUAAACUUGUUCCUGUUGUUUCAUCGCCACCUAGUGUGGAUAGCGGACACUACACUACGUCUGACCUACAGACUCCUCCAGGCUCACCCGUGCCAAGGCCAGCUUCUGCAACCAGCGAGUGUUCCUUCAGCUCUCACGGGUCAGUGUGGCAUGAUUAUAGCCCCAUCAGGAAUAGGGUACGGGUUCUGGAAAACCGAAGUCUUUCAUGUGAGGAUCAGAUCUCAGGAUCCUCCACCAUUUCAAUACCCUGUGCGCAUGGCAGAUCGGAUAUAAGCUCCCGCUGCCGCAGCAACAGUCAUUAUGGCAGCAUUAGUUGUAACAGCAGUGGCAUCCCAAGGUGUCAUUCCCAACCGUGUGUCCUCCAUCAUAGACGAUGUGGCAAGAAACGGAGGAGGGACUGUGAUAGGCCAACACUUAACUUUAAUAAAAUGACAGAGACUGCCUAUCCAAUGUACCCAGACUCUCAUAGUUAUUCAGAGCUUUGGUGUUCCGGUGAUAAACAGUUUGACAACAUUAGCCGCAUGGAUUUUAUUCUCAACACUAUAGCCAGUUCACCUUUAGACUCAGAGUUACCUAUAAUAACAAAGGACUCAGUGGAUACAGAAUUGACUCAAGCAGCUUCCCUGGCUUUGCCUUUAACACCACCAGACCAUUCCUCCCCAACACUCCUGCAGCGCUUCAGUGCAGGUGUUGGAGAGGAAGAUGAAGAGGAUGAAGAUGAGGAUACCAGUAAUUGUGAUUGCCAUGACAGUAGGGUAGAGGAUGGGGUGGGUCUGUUUCAAAUGAAUGAUUUAGACUUGGAGCAGAUAGAGAAUCACUGAUGUAAACACCAAAUUAGAUGUCUCUUUAAAAUAUUUUAGGUUGCGUUAAAUUAGUGAAUUGAUUCUUUGACUUCAUUUGAUUAUGCUACUGGUUUACCAUCUUUACAUUAAGUUUGUUCAUUAGUUUAUUUAUUCAUUUGUUUUUUAACAUACACUGCUUUUUUUUUAUGCUUUAUGUAGUGAGGGUGUUAAGAUUUACUCAUCAAUUAAAUGUAUAUGUUAGGUUGUAAUUUUAAAGAAAAAUACCAAUGUGAUUACGUAGAAUCAAAUAGUUCUUACUAAUGACAAAAAUAGCUUAACAUAAAUUUUUAUAAAAAAAAGUAAACUUUCCUUUGGUGUGUAUUUGUUAAAAUAUGACCAGCUUCCACCAUUGACUAAGAAAUAUAAUAAAAUACUGAUACAACUGAAGUGUCAGACUUUUCAAUAUGAAUCUGCGACUGUACAAGAAUCCACAAACUGACAUUUCUGAUACUGGUAGUCAUACAGGAGACGUGAAUAUUGUAAUCUUGCUUGCUGACUGGAUCAUUAGAGGACUGUCAUGAUAUUUUAUUGUACAUGAAUCGGCAGCUAUUUAUAAUGUUAGAUUCAAUUAUAAUUAUUGAAGGUUAUAUAUGUAAGCAAAAAAAAAAAAAAAGGACAUUGUAAUAGAUUCAGUUAAUGCCUAAAUUUGUAAGUUACUUAGUUCAUAAUAUUAAUUUUCUAUUGUAUUUGUAGUACAAUGAAGAUUUCUUAUUUGACAAUUUAUCAUUUCUGGUGUUAAUCUGUUUAAAAGAAUAUUUUGCCAUAAGUGUUUGUUUUUUUUUUCCAGAAUAAUACUUUUUUUUUCUUUCAUUGUUAGUUUGUUUAGUCACUAACCACAUUUCAUUGAAACUAUUUUGAACAAGUAUCACUGAGAACAUGUCUCAUUCUUAGUUGUUUUUUCUGUUCAUUGUAAAUAUUGUGUGUAAGAUAAUGUCACAGACAGGAACAAUGGUCUCAUGUUUGUUUGGUUUUUCUCUUUUUUUUUUUUUAUUAUAUUUUUUUUACUAUGUUUUGUUAUAGUGACUUGUCAGAUGUGCAUUCCUAAAAGACAAAGAAAAUUGCAUUUAAAAUGUAAUUCAACAAACAUUCACAUUAGACAAAACAAGUAAAAUAUUUAAAAAAUAAUUUUUAAAAAGACAGUUCCUUCUUUAUCGAGCUGAUGACUGUUUCGUAAGAGCAAAAGUUUUGCUCUCAAUUACUAAUGAAUGAUAGAUUUCAACAAAAAUAGAACAUUUUUUACCCCCGCCUCGUCCCUUUACCCACAAAAAAAAUCCUGGUUAAGCCAAUACACUAGUCAAAAGUAUAUAAAAUUCUUAUUAUAGACUUAAUAGUUCCUGAACGCCUUUUGAUUUAUUAAUUCUUUAACGAAGAGUCCUACAAGGAGAAAAGCCAACUGUCGCAUGUCUGUUCAAGGUAGAUUGUUUAGACCGCUAGCCAAAUUUAAAUUGAUUUUUUACUAUACUUUGAAAAAUUCUAAUGGUCAAACCAGAGUUUUCUCAAUGUGGUCAAUUAGCUAGUAAUUCUUUUCCCAAGGAUAUAGACCAGCUGUCAAAAUUUCUAAGAAACUUUUUGUCUUUACUUUUCUUUUUGACUCAAUAAAGACUUGGCAAGAUGAAAAGAGGAAGUGUAAAAACUUUGUUAUAUUUGUACCGGUAGCAUUAUUUCAAUGUAUAAAAUGGAUGACAUUGAGACUUUUAACAAAAUUUUCACGUCUUCCACAAUUUUAUACAAAAAAAUAUUUUAAUCGAGGAAAGAUGUUUAUUGAUGGACAUUAUUCAGACAUUAUGAAAUACACAAACAUUGUCUACCUUUGUCAGUUUUCAACUACGGUAUGUUUUUUGUGGUCACUUGUUUGCAGUCUGGGAAGCUUUUUACAUAAAAUAUGUUUUCUGUAGAGAAGCUUCACUACUCAUUAUUAAUCAUUCCAAACCAACAGAUGAAGGCAAUACAACUUUAUUAAAGGAAUACAUUUAAAAUAGCUAAAAAAAAAAAAAAAUUUGUAUUCAAGCCAAAUUUUGCUCACAUAUAGUAACUUCAAAGUGUAGGCUGCAUCAAAAGCUAUUGGUGUGAAAAUCAUUGCAGAAAAGUUAAAAAUACUCAUUUGUGGUGGUGGUCACAAUAUGCUGUAUAUGGCUUCAUCACAAAGCAAUGAAAAAUGUCCACACAGUAAUUAGGGACAACUUUAACAGAGCAAAAUCAGCUUUUAAUUGUCCAUAGCACUUGUACUUCUUUAUUGUUUUCAACCCUUACUGCAAAUCUUGAUUGUGUAGUACAAGUUAGCUAGAGAAAUGGUCUGUCAGACUUACACAUUGGUACAUUUUUAAUACUAUUAGAACAUUUUUAGAUAUGAUUUAUUGAUCAAGAUAGUGCUUUGGAGUUACAUGUGGAGAAAAAAGUUGAAUGAAGCAGUGGACUGGCUUAUCUACAUUCACAAAUGCAGCUUCUAACCUGAAGGAGUUACGAACAUUGGUUUCACACACACACACACACUUUAGCAUGUCAACAUAUAAAUGAUGAUACAUAACUGUACUGUCCACAUAGUUAAAGUUACAUAUUCUUUUGAUAAAUUUUCCUGAAUAAUACCAGUAUUUGAAUAGGUUACAGUUUAUACUGACCCCGUUAAUUUCAAUUCAGGUGCUUGAUGACUUGAUGAUUUACCAGCACUGUAUGUAGAAAUGACAAGAAUUUAUUCUAUUUGUUUGUUUAUGCAACUGUACUCUCCAAUCAAUUUGUUGUUCACAAUUUAUAAUAAUAAAUAGGGUACUGGGUUUAAGGUGUAUUGUAAAAACAGGUUAGAAUUUAUUUUUUUUGCUUAAUUUUAGCUUUUUAGUUAGUCUUGUCAGAAAGAUAUUUAACAUAUUUAAAGAAGAAAGGAAGAAUAGGAAAACUAAAUUAUAUAGUAAUUAUAUUAGGGCCCUGAAGAGCUUAUGAGGUCUAUUAUUUUAUUGGUGUUUUAUAUCAAAUGUUUAACCAACAAUAUAAUUGUUUCUGCAAAAAUAUAUAUAUUUGUAUUGAGGUAAUAAAGCUUACAUGGUUACACAUUACCAUAUUUACUAUAUCUUUUACAGAAGGAUACAAAAUAUAUUUGUGAACAACAAUAACUGCCAGGCAGCUAUACAUUUAAAUGUUGUAUGUAGCAUUCUAUUGCAUGGUUUAGUUUUGCGUACUGACUACUUGAAUCUUCAAAAUAGUGACAAGAAUUGUGUAAAGAAUGAAUUGAUCUCCACAUAGCUCUACACAAAGAUCAUUUUGAUUGCAGUAUUUUGUUUGUUUUCAUUACAAGUUGAGAACAUUGCUGUACUGGUUAGAACAAUUAGGGAUUUCUUUCAACCUUAUCAAAAGACUUAUUUUAUGUUAUAUUCUCUAUAGAGAAAAAUGAUCAUCACAUUUGAAGCAUGUCCUGUAAAGCAAAUAAUAGAUUGUUUUAUUGGCUUGAAUGGCACGGCUGCUACUACUUGUCUUCACUUGCUUCCCUUUAUUGCCCACCAAAAGACAAAUUGUUUAGCAAUCAAAAUGAGACACCAAACUAAAUACACAUCUGAAAAGAACAAAAUAAAAUGUACCUAAGUUUGAAUAAGCAGUUAAUUUGUUAAUAGACAUUUGACAUCAAGCAAUACAAUACUAACUUGCCCUAAGUUUCAUUUGGCCUCAUGUUUUUGUAGAAAACUUUCAAAUCAAUUGGUUUUAUUAUAAGAUGUUUUAUUUUUAUGCUUUUUUUUUUCCCAAUACCAUGACAGUUUUUUUUUAAUAUAUUCCACAAUGCACAAAUUAAUUUUUUUACAUUUUUGAAGUCUUAUAUUUUUAUAUACCGGUAAUUAAAAGUUUGUUUUUUUUUACAGUAAAAAGGGGCUUCUCUCUUUACUUGUAAGAUUGGAUAAAAGAUAGGUCCAGUCCAUUUUUAUAUAAUUCUAAGAAGCUAUGAUCACAUUGAACAAAGAGGAUCAUUGUAUGCAUGGAGUCAUUAACAUUUUUGAGAAGGCCUCAGGAGAUUUUUAUAUUUUUUUAUGUAAGACUUAAGCUUAUGAAUCACCAACAGAUUUGAUUUAAUAGCCCAAAAUCUUUUCUUCAUAAAUAUUGUCCAUUUUUCUUACUUUCACUGAUUCCAACAAAUUUUGCAAGGCACAAAUAAUUGUUGUAAUUUGUAUAAGGGCUGUUAAUGAUUAUUUUAUGAAUUUGAUGCUUCAUUGAUUAAUUAAUCAAAGUAUUUAUUUUCUGAAGUGAAUUUUUUAAAUGAUAAUUGAUUUUUUAAACAUUUGUAUUAAAAAAAAAAUAUUUAAAUUGUAUAUUCAUCUUGUAGAUUGAUUUUUAAAGGAUUUGGUACAUUUUCAGUUUUAAAAUAAAGACUAAAAAAUAAUAAGUAAAAGAAAGAUUAAUUUCUAGCCAAUACAAAGUUAAAGAUAUAUUUGCAAUUAUUGAGUUUUUGUCCAAGGAAGGAUGAAAUUAUGUUAAGGCCAAGUGACAGCUUAUGGUUUUAAAAUAAACUUUAUUCUUAAGAAGUGAGCUUAUCCAUCUGUAUUAUUUUACCUUCCUGUCUUUGUUGCUUUAAACUUGAGAGCUAGAUUGUUUCAAUGGUGUCUAUAAUGCAGGUCGAUAUUUCUAGAUUAAGCUGCAUUUUUCAACCAAGGGGAGCAGAAAGGCGGCCAUUUUUUUCUAGGGAGAAAAGAAAUCUGUUUAAUUUUUCGCAAUGUUUAAUAAUGUUAAACUAAUUAUAUUAGGAUAUAUGAUUUUAUUUUCUUAGUAGGAUUUUUUAUAACUUAUUUGCUAGAGGAAUCCUCAGCUUAUCAACACAAAAUGUUUUGUUGUUUUUUUUUUGAAGAAAUUUCAAUAUGUUUCUUCUAAAGUGAUUAUAAUUUUUCUCACAUCAGAAUGGUAGAGAUUUUCCUGGAUAUUUUACCUUCAUUCUGUUUAAGCCUUUUUGUGUGAUUGAAACAUCCUGCUACAAGAUAUCUUCUGACAAUGAGAAUAAUCUAACAAUUCUAAAUCUGCCCAGUACUCUAUUUUACUAGGAGAUAUAUAAUGCACUUAAAACACCUAACAUCUUGAAAAAGGUUAGGCCCCCUGUUCCCACUGAGGAGCUCCCAGAGGUAAGGGAGAUGCAAAAAUUAAUUUGUUUGUCAGUAGAGGUUGAUAAACACUUAGCCAAAGUAUAAUAAAUUUAUCCUUGUAGAAUUGUACAAAUCAAUAUAUUAAACACAUUUAUUUUAUUUUCUCAAAAUGGCUGACUGAUAAAAAUUGCACUAUUCCUGUACAUACUGAUAUUAUGGUGUGUAUCUUGUGCUGAGCUUCUUGCUUUGGUCAUUAACUGUUAAAAUUUCUCAUGUUGGCUUUACAUGUUGAAAAUGCAAAGUUAGUCUGAUUUCACCUCCUUUGUCUUGCUCUGCCUGUUAUAUCACCUAGUGUUCUGAUGUUGUGUAUCCAGGCCUUCCAUUAAAUAGUAAUGAAAUGUACUUGACACUUAAUAGAAGGCAAUGAAUUAGUACCGGGUAUUGAAAUAUUUGCUUGUUAGUCGGCAUAGGUUUUUUGUUUCUUUUAAAACAUCACUGGCUGCAUCCUCUAUAUUUUAUUUUUAGUGUUUACAAAAUGUCCAAGUUUUUAGCCUACAAAAAAUCAGCCUUGUAUUGUAGGCACUAGAAUUGACUGAAUCCAAGGAAAGUGCAGAAUUGCUAAGGUUUUGUUGUUUGUUUUUAUUCUCCUUCAACCUGCCAAUAGUGUGAUUUGCAUCCCUGGCUCUCAUAGCUGAUAGAAAAAAGUUUUACUUUUGAUCAAGUUUUUCAUUGUUGUGAACAUUUUGGUUUCAUCAAAUCCAGUUCCAAUAAUUAAAAUAUAUUAUAAAUUAUAUAUCUUUUUUUUUUAUCCUUUUCAUUUAAUAUCACUUUCAUAAUUGUACAUUUUAGGUUCUAAGCAGUUGAAUAUUUGUUGAGCUUUUCAGUUUGUAACUAAUUAACAAAGGAAAGUUAUUGAAGUUUCUAAGUAGCAGCCAUAUACAUGUAAACCUAUUAAUAGGUUUCAAAGAAAAGAAUGAACAUAAUGGUAUUGAUGUUUUUAUAGACAGUGUUUCUUAAUGCAAUUAUGUUCCUUUAUUUUCAAAAUGAUGUUUUAAACCAUAGACAUAAAUAAAUAUAGACUGGAAAAAGGAAAUAACUUCAUGUAACUUGAAAACAUGUAUAUCUAUUGUUGUCGGAUUUACGAAUUCUGAAAAGUUGCAUGAUCUUCAGUCUUAGAGAUUAAACAAAACUAUAAUGCUGUAUAAUAAAUAAAGUACACAAAAUUGCAAAAAGUCACAAAUUUUUGUUUCCUAAAACUCUUGUAUCGGCCAGCCUAUAUAUAUUUAUGUCUAUGUUUUAAACUGAAUAAUUUUUUUGUGAUCUAUAUUAUGAAUUCAACAAAUGUCAACAUUUUUUUUUUGGCUACUAGUAGAACAAAUCUUGUAAUUGAUUUAUGGAAAUAUUUCGCAUAAAUAGAUCUUUACUUCAAAAAAAAAGUGAGGGUAGUGUUAACUUUAAACAUUUCAUUUCCAUGAAAGAGAAUAGCUCGGUGAAAAUAUUUUCUUAUACUUCUACUUCAUGCAUUCAGUAGUUUUCAUCUAUUACAGACUUCAUUGACAAUGUUUGUGUAUUUACAUUAUUCAAAAAGUGCACACCAGCCUGCCUACAUGUGUCAAGCAUUUAUUUAGAUUGUGUGUAAAGAUGAUGUUGACAUGUGGAGAGUGUAAGUCAUGAGAAUACAUGGUAUUAUCUAUAUGCUGAAGUUUUGUUCAAAUCUAUGUUUCUGCAUUCUUUAUAUUGUGUUGGAAACUUACUAACAAAAAUAGUCCAAUUCA
This is a messenger RNA of Biomphalaria glabrata, 8982 nucleotides long. Its product is annotated as protein FAM53A-like. Gene Ontology annotation, cellular component: nucleus. The transcript has 6 exons. The record is from RefSeq and is a predicted model, not a curated record. Lineage: Eukaryota; Metazoa; Mollusca; Gastropoda; Planorbidae. Gene Ontology annotation, biological process: protein import into nucleus. The coding region runs from base 768 to 2141 and encodes 457 amino acids.